Prunus avium (sweet cherry) is the source of this 530-nucleotide messenger RNA. The record is from RefSeq and is a predicted model, not a curated record. NCBI's taxonomy places the organism in Eukaryota, Viridiplantae, Streptophyta, Magnoliopsida, Rosales, Rosaceae.
CUCAGUACACUCGAAGUUGUAAUACCAGAGCAGGCAGUUUCAAAGCUCAUAACGAAAUCAAGAAACAAGCUUGCUCAGAUCAGUGAGUUAUCAGGAGCCAAUGUGACCCUGGUAGAGGAUAGACCAGAGGAAACACAAAAGAUCAUUCAAAUUUCAGGUACUCCAGAGCAGGCUGAGAGAGCUCAGAGCUUGCUCCAGGGCUUUAUUUUAAGCACACAAGAAGACGGCCCUUAAACGAGCAGGAGCAACAUCUGUACUAAAAUUUUGAGCUGGUCUUGCCGGGAUAUUGUUGUUCAGAUCAUUUCUUGAUGUAUUAUCCUGUAAGGCAAGGGAGUUUUUGCUCCAUAGUUUAGGCACAUCGGUUUAUAUGAAUGCAUCCACUACCACUGUAAUUUGUAAAUGUAAUAUCUGAAGGAGUUUUAGCUUUAGUUGUCUGCGAAUCUGGGAAGUGCGAACACAAUCCAGUGACAAUUAUGUUUUGUGUAUUUUGUGUCGAUGAUCAAUGAUCAUGUCUCCACUUGUUUCCUUUU